CAUUCUUCCAACUUUUUCCAUUCUUCACAUCUUACACAAAAUACCUUCCCGAUUUCCAGCCCCUAAUAAGAUACUGAAAAUUAUACUUGUUUUGAUAUCUUACAUUUUGCCUGAACAAAAUGAGCACACCCGUCAAUCAAGAGCAUGCCCGAAUUCCACCUCCAGUUAAUCUCGGAGAAAAAAGCAGGAAAUUUAAGGGAAUUCGGAUGAGAAAAUGGGGAAAAUGGGUUUCAGAAGUUAGAAUGCCCAAUUCUAGAGCUAAAAUUUGGCUGGGGUCUUACGACACGGCUGAACAGGCAGCCCGUGCUUUUGACGCCGCCAUUUAUUGUCUGAGAGGACCUCACGCCAAAUUCAAUUUUCCCGACACCAUACCCGCCAUUCCGUCGGCCUCGUCACUUUCCCGUCAGCAGAUUCAGGCCGCCGCCGCCAAAUAUGCGCGGGGCCAAAUCCCCUCCACCUGCGAAAAUAAUUGCAGCGCCUUGCCGGAGAUGCCAUUUUCGCCGCCAAUUUCCUCCACUCCGUCGGAAAUGCAGAUAUUAAGUGACAGUCUAUUGAUGUCGGAGCACCUCGAUUUUGAGUUGGGAGAAUCUUUGUUUGUGCAUUCCGACAGCAAUCAGUUGCUGAAUUUGGACGAACUCCUGUUUGAUGACGCAGCUACGUCGGAACUGACGUCACCAACAGGGGAACCCGGGUCUAAAUUCUUUGACUCAUCGCAGUUCUGGAAUUUCUGAAUUCUGAGCCGAUUUGGACAAAUAGGAAAAACUAAUUUGUGGCCAAAGAUAAAGGCUUUUUGUCCACGUUGGCAAUAUUGCCACGUGGACAUCAUAAGCCGCCUAACAAUAUUUAAGACAACGUUCACCCAGCUCCUAAGAUGCACCAGCAUGCAGGUAUACAGUUAGAUAUAUAUGUAACAUGUAAUAUAUAGGUAACAUGUAUUGUAUGUAUAGGAUGUGGUAGACUUUGCCAUGUAGUUAUAUGUAUGUAUAACAUGUAAUGUAUACAUAAGAUGCCAGUGCAUCCUAAGGGCUGGGUAGACGGUGCCAUAUUUUAAUGCCAGGCUUGAUUUUCCCGACACCAUACCUGCCAUUCCGUCUUCCUCGUCACUUUCCCCGCAUACCUGCCAUUCCGUCUUCCUCGUCACUUUCCCCGCAAUAGAUUCAGGGCACCAUGCCAAUUACUCGCGCGGUCAAAUCCAUAUUUUCGGACCCACCACAAUUGUGGAAUUUCUGCGUUGAUUUGUACAAAUACUUCACAAAAGUUUACCAAUUCUAUUAUUCUUUUUUACGGAUAAACAUCUCUCAAUUUUUUAAAUAUAUGCUCCUACUACCAUAUAUACAAUGCUAAAUAAAGUUUGUAAGGGUGAUCUGAAU
Messenger RNA from Cryptomeria japonica (Japanese cedar), 1370 nucleotides. Its product is annotated as ethylene-responsive transcription factor ERF016-like. NCBI's taxonomy places the organism in Eukaryota, Viridiplantae, Streptophyta, Pinopsida, Cupressales, Cupressaceae. The record is from RefSeq and is a predicted model, not a curated record. Gene Ontology annotation, molecular function: DNA-binding transcription factor activity; DNA binding. The transcript has a single exon. The coding region runs from base 120 to 731 and encodes 203 amino acids. Gene Ontology annotation, biological process: regulation of DNA-templated transcription.